GCUAUUUAAAGCGUAAAUUGCCCACUUCGGCACAAUUUAACAUUUUGAAUUGAUUAAGUGCGUAAGCUCCUAUUAGAAACCCAGUGCGCGCGCGCCUGCUAUGCUUUGCUUUCCCAAAAUUUUCAAAAUCAGUCCAUAUAUGCAAAUUAACAAGUGAACUGCAGUGGCAUUAACUGCCGCGGCAAUUUGAAGAUUUGAGAAGAUUAGAACAUGGAUUCAGUAUCUACUCCUGGUUGGAAUGUGGAUCGUCCUUUUCUCACUGGCCAAUUUUAUCAGGAGAUAAAGGCUACACCUGGAACUGCUGAAUUCAAGGGUUUUUCUAUAGACUCAAGUUUUGGGACGGAUAAUGCGAUAGGUACCUACCAUGCUACCAUUCAGGAAUUAAUUGUUGUUGAUGAUCUUCUAUCCACAUUGGUUGGAAUUGAAGGACGCUAUAUUUCUAUUAAGAAAGUCCGAGGGAAGGAGGAUGCCAUAACUUUCCAGGUUGAUGCAUCUAUGGAUUUAGCUCUUCAGGAAUUUGCAAAAAGACUGUUCCCGCUAUGCGAAAGUUAUAUCUUGAUUAACCAGUUUGUCGAGGCAAGGUCACAGUUCAAGACGGGCCUAGUCAAUCAUGCCUUUGCUGCUGCUCUAAGGGCACUCCUCCUUGAUUACCAAGCAAUGGUGGCACAGCUUGAACAUCAAUUUCGCUUAGGAAGACUUUCUAUACAAGGAUUAUGGUUUUACUGCCAGCCAAUGAUGGGUUCAAUGCAAGCUCUGUCAGUGGUGGUGAAAAAGGCUGCAGUCAAUAACUGUGUUGGUUCUGCAGUCCUUAACCUCUUGCAAAGCCAGGCAAAAGCAAUGGCUGGUGAUCAUGUAGUGAGAUCUUUGCUGGAAAAGAUGUCACAAUCAGCAAGCACUGCAUAUCUUGGGAUAUUAGAGAGGUGGCUGUAUGAAGGAGUGAUUGAUGAUCCUUAUGGUGAAUUCUUUAUUGCUGAGAACAAGUCUCUUCAGAAGGAGAGUCUUACUCAGGAUUAUGAUGCCAAGUACUGGCAACAACGUUACAGCCUGAAGGAUGACAUUCCUAGUUUCCUUGCAAAUGCAGCUGAAACAAUUUUGAUCGCUGGAAAAUAUUUAAAUGUCAUGAGAGAGUGUGGACAUAGUAUUCAGAUCUCUGUGGCAGAAAAGUCAAAAUUGACAAGUGUUGGCUCAAAUCAUCACUAUUUGGAGUGCAUCAAGUCGGCUUAUGAUUUUGCCAGUGGCGAGCUAUUAAAUCUUGUUAAAAACAAGUAUGAUCUAAUGGGAAAACUGCAUUCAAUCAAGCACUAUCUUCUUCUUGAUCAGGGUGAUUUCCUAGUUCACUUCAUGGAUACAGCUAAAGAGGAGCUCAUGAAGAAGCCUGAUGAGAUCUCCGUGGAGAAGCUACAGUCUCUUCUAGACCUUGCUUUGAGAUCUACUGCAGCUGCCGUGGAUCCUUGCCACGAGGACUUAUUGUGUUGUGUGGAGCGGACUACUUUAUUGAAAAGGUUGAGUAUGCUGAAAGAUCUUGAAAUCAGCCAGUCUGCUCCAGAUAGCAAUGAUUUAGAGGAACCACUAAGCAUUACUGGCUUGGAAACUUUUUCUUUGAAUUACAAGGUUCAAUGGCCGUUAUCUCUUGUAAUAUCUCGGAAAGCCUUGACGAAAUACCAGUUGAUUUUCAGAUUUUUGUUUCACUGUAAGCAUGUUGAUAGGCAACUCUCCGGGGCAUGGCAAGUACAUCAGGGUCUCCGGAAACUUGACAUGCAAGGGACUACAGUUUCUGUAUCAUCUUUGUUGUGUCGUAAUAUGCUAAAGUUCAUCAAUAGCCUCUUACACUAUUUGACAUUUGAGGUUCUUGAACCUAACUGGCAUGUAAUGCUCAAUAGACUUCAAACAGCAAAAAGCAUUGACGAGGUUAUUCAAUACCAUGACUUUUUUCUUGAUAAGUGUUUGAAAGAAUGUUUGCUACUUUCACCAGCCCUUCUCAAGAAGGUGGAGAGGUUGAAAUUGAUAUGUCUGCAAUAUGCAGCUGCAACCCAACGGCUGAUUACCUCCUCGUUGGAUACUGCUGAUACUAACAUGUUGUCCGAUGAUUCUCCCAGUAUAGAAAAAUUUAAGAACCUGAAACUAAGGACCCCAUCUCAGAUGCUGAGAUUAGCUCCUGAAAACAUCACAGUAUUUGAAUCCGUUCUGAAAUUUGAGAGGGAAUUUUCCUCUGAGCUUCAUAGCCUUGGACCGAUAUUAAGCAGUGGCUCUCGGGCAGAACCGUACUUGACUCAUCUUGCACAGUGGAUCCUUGGUGUGGGAAAAGACCAGUAAGCUGAUUGUAUUUGUUGUCAACAAACUUAAUUUUAAAAUUGCAGUUUUAGUAAUCUUUAUAUUUAUUUAUGUUUGUUAAGCUCCUGGUCGAUUCCCUUCCAGAUCAUUUUCUCUUUAAACUCGGUUGAGCUUGCAUAGUGUGUGUUCAUUGUGAAAUCAAAAUCAUGCUUUCUGAGGCCUA
This is a messenger RNA of Nicotiana tabacum (common tobacco), 2494 nucleotides long. Its product is annotated as gamma-tubulin complex component 2. Gene Ontology annotation, cellular component: gamma-tubulin complex; microtubule organizing center; spindle pole. The record is from RefSeq and is a predicted model, not a curated record. NCBI's taxonomy places the organism in Eukaryota, Viridiplantae, Streptophyta, Magnoliopsida, Solanales, Solanaceae. Gene Ontology annotation, biological process: cytoplasmic microtubule organization; meiotic cell cycle; spindle assembly. Gene Ontology annotation, molecular function: microtubule minus-end binding; gamma-tubulin binding.